CAGUUAGCCAGCCUGAGAACUCCAGAGCGCACUUUCGCACUGUCCCUCCGCCGGGACUCGCAUCUCGAGAUCAAGGCACUUUUGCGCGCGGACGAUAUCCGCGAGGGUCUCCAUGGGAUGCUUAGGCAGCGUGUUGAGCGUGAUAUGCUUGUCAUAGAACGGCUUCAAGACGGCAGCGAAGAACGCCUCGACGCCUUCGCUCGAAAAGUCGUCGGAAAUGUACACAGCCCCGAGGAUGGAUUCAAUCACAUCAGAGAACGCCUGGGGGUGGAUAUCAGCGCAGGUAUAUGACAAGGGUGAGGUCAGUCAACCUUCGGUAUAGUGGCCCCCACCCAAUACUGCCCCGGCUGCCGCUUUUCUUGUGCCGCCAGUUCGUAUUCCUCGGCCUCUUUCUGUUUCAGCUGGUUAAUGUAUCUGGUCGUGCUGUCGGCGAGUGGGUCUGCCAGAAGCAGAUGGUUCGACAAGCCACACGUGACCGCGAUUGCUGCUAGCGUCGAGUUUGACACCAUCGCAGCCUGGGUUUCAUCAACACGAUGUGCAAAGACCCCAUGACGGAGUACACACACCUUCAACACGGUCAGGCUACCAGGCCCGAGCGUUGGAUGGCGAUCGAAGAGCAGACGUGUCACCACUACCGGAUUUGAGUCGGAUUGGUCUCUCUAAGAACGAGGAAGAAGAGGCACAUACAAAAGUCGAGCACAGCGUCGCCCAGAAACUCGAGCCGUUCGCUUGACACUCGGCCAGGUCCAGAGAUGGAACCAUGCGUCUGUAGACUUCAACGAGAAGAUAUGGAUAUCUGAAUUUGUGGUUCACAAUCCCCUCAAUCGCCUGUAUCGUAUCGCGAGAGAUCUUUGCUGAGAUCGUCGAGGGAGGGACCAGCACUUUCCGGCCAAAGUCAGACCACUGCGCGACGUCGAGGGGGAGGAUGUUCAUCGCCUGCGCUGCCAUUAUCCCGGCGUCGUUCCCACCAGAAAGAAACGCUGCGCCUAGAAUCGCCUCGCUCACAUCCGCAAUGACCUGAUGCCAUCCGAUUAGAUUAGAUGACCAGAUCAGGACACACGAUUAGAUCUCAUCGCACCUUGUCCCCCAGUCGCCGCCCAGUCACUUUCUUCGGCGUCUGGCCGGAAAUAUGAAAAUGGGGCGGCAGCCACGCCUUGAACGCGAAGGGGAGCGACUGGAUGUACGGCACAAGCCCCGCACUCGCGAAAUGCUCAUUGAGCGCGUGGUUGCUGACCAGGCUCUGGCGCGUGAGAUGCAGCCCUCCCUCCUUGGCAGAAUUGGCGAAUACGUAAGCGUGGACCGAAGCCAGGAGUUUGAGGAAGCUGUCGCCUGUGGAAAUGUCAAUCGGAGACAGUCCGAGAGUUCAGACAGAGAUCGGACCAAGAAACUCCAGUCUGUCAUAAUCAUAUUCCAAUCUCACAGACGGUGCAGUGACCGCCGUAUGAAGCAAGCUGUCGGAGAGCUUGCAGCGGAAAAAGCGAGAGUUGAGCUCUUUCGUGAGCAAGAAUCCAUCAAUAAGCUUGGAGAUGGAUGGAAAGAGAAGCAUCGUGCGGAAUGUGCUUUACCAAAUCUCAACAACAGUGCAGAUCAAACAAGAGGCCGGAGAUACUGACCUAGCAGGCACAGUGAACUUAUGGCACAGUUCGGGGAUAAGGUCUGUUCAAGUCUCAAAUGUCGGCAAGCAAUCGUCAAGAAGAGAGAAUAGGCACAGUGAGGAUAGUUGUCAGCCGGCACCGCAGCAGGCACCGGACUCAGGUAGGACAUUCCGCUGACGACCGAAUCCACUUCAAUGAUCGCUUGGUU
Molecule: messenger RNA, 1803 nt
Organism: Mycena citricolor
Lineage: Eukaryota; Fungi; Basidiomycota; Agaricomycetes; Agaricales; Mycenaceae
Source: the annotation of a GenBank genome assembly